Molecule: messenger RNA, 2116 nt
Organism: Epinephelus moara (kelp grouper)
Lineage: Eukaryota; Metazoa; Chordata; Actinopteri; Perciformes; Serranidae
Product: G2/M phase-specific E3 ubiquitin-protein ligase-like
Exons: 7
Coding region: 229-1170 (313 amino acids)
Molecular function (GO): ubiquitin-protein transferase activity
Source: RefSeq, a predicted model, not a curated record
GGACUGAGACACCCUUUACAAUUGAAAAGUACAAAGAGGCCAUUGGAAAAGCUUAUCAAAGGAUCACAUUGUACAUCUGCACCCUUGAGGACUUGGGUCAACCACAACAUCCCAUCCAUCUAAUGGACAAGUAUGUAAUAUUCUAUAUUAAACUUGCACUUGUGUUUGUUUUCAGGUUAUGUAUGUGAUGUUCUAACUUUUAUUGUGCUGUGAUGUGUAAUGUGAUCAAUGAUACAGGCCAAGAGUGUGACAAGGCCCCAACAGACAACCACCUCAGAAGAUCAGCUUACUUCAAGUGACUUCUACAACACAUACACCAGUAUCUAUGCACCUGUCAUCAUUGACAGCAGUUCUUCAGAUUGUGAGGAAGUAGAGAAAUUGCCAAAGGAACGCAGUGAUGGACUGACAGCUGCAGAUGAACUGACAGCUGCAGAUGUGGUCUCCAAUUUGUCUUUGAAGCUUAACACUAGCUCCUGCAGCAGAUUUAACAUUAACCGGGCCAAUGUCUGGGAUGGUGCCUUAAGAGGGUUCAAGCGAUCCACAUAUGACCCUACCUACGCCAUGAUGGUGAGAUUCACAGAUGAUGUUGGGCAGAUGGAAGAGGCUUUGGACACCGGUGGGCCCACUCGAGAAUUUCUUACUCUUUUGAUUGACGCCGUGAAGACAAGACGUGUAUUUGAAGGCAAAGAUAAUGCCAAAUACCUCUCAUUCGAUAGUAAAGCUUUGGAAGAUGAUGAAUACUUCCACGUUGGAAGAAUGAUUGCAGUCUCUAUUGUCCAUGGCGGUCCAGGGCCUCGUUGUCUCCCCCCAAACUUCUUCCUGUACCUCGUUGGUAAAGUAAAGGCAAUUGAGGCUACAAUUGAGGAUAUCCCUGAUGAUGAAGUGAGGAAGGCCCUCCUUGAGAUAAAUAAUACUACAUCACUAAAGGAACUCCAGAGACUCACAGACAAACACUCCAGCAUGCUUCAGACAGCAGGCUGUUAUCGCUUCAUGAGGACACUGGACGACAAGAAGUCAAAGAUGAUUACAUUCAGUGGUAUUUCAUCUACCGGAACCAUCUUUCCAUCCAGAGGUUCAAGGAGGGACUUGCAACUCUGGAUUUUCUCAGUGCCCUGGAACAGCAUCCUGCACUGUUCAUGCCAUUCAUGUGCUACAGUGAGAACAAACUGACAGCUGAUGCUUUGGAGAGCUUGUUUCAUGUGCAGCUCAGUCCGCCUGGUAGCACCAUGCGUCAGGAGGAGACCAGAGCACUGAACUACUGGCGAGACUAUCUGCUCUACGAUGAAGGUACUAACUGUUAUUAUAAUUAUAAGAAAUAUGCAGAAUCAUCACUGCAACUAUCAGUGAGAUAUAAAGUAAGUUCUUACAGCUGAUAGCUAAUGUCUACACUUAUUCAAAAGUAGCUAUAAGAGAAUAAGUUUCAGAAAUAGCUGUCUGCCAAAAUCUGAUCUUAAAAACAAAAGCCUAAUUUCUUCUUUGUCUUGGUUCCCUCCCCCUCCCUCCUCCCCCCUCUCUCCUCUCUCUCAGAAAAAGAGGCAAGCCUGUCGCUGGAAGACAUCCUCAUGUUUGGAACUGGGCUGAGGGAAGUUCCUUCUACGUCAAUAAAGCCUAAGCCACAAAUAGCUUUCCAGAAGGGCUCGCGCUUUCCUGUGGCAAAUGUGUGUGCCAAUACAAUCAAACUUCCAAUUUCACACACCUAUGAAGCCUUUCAAGAAGCCAUGGAUUUUGGCAUACAAAACGCCCCUGGGUUUGGGCUUCCUUAACUCUUGUGCCCUCCUUGACCAUUAUUUUGGUCAUUUGAGUUGUAUUUUCUGGAUUCAUUUUGGCUGUGAUCAUUCCCCAGCAGAGAGUAGAGAUGGGUAGUUUUUAUUGGUUUUGAUUGUUGUGAAACUGUGACUAGAACAACUUUCUACACUGUGAUAAUUAAAAAAAAACAACAACAAAAAAAACUAUAUCGAGUGUCCUUUGACCAAAAUUUGAUGCAUUGACUUGACCACUUUUUUUCAAAUCUCCCUGGAAACAAGGUUAAUAAAGGGUAUUCUCAAUUCCAUUUCCCUGCUGUUAUUAUAUGUCCACGCACAUACAUUUUUUCAUUGCUCUGAUUUGUACAUGUAAG